AUGUCUUUGGUUGAGAGCCUCCGCCACGUCUCACCCGAGGCGUUUGCCCGCACGGCCGCCGACCUGCUUGACGCGCUCCAAAGAGAGAACGACCAAGCGUGCGCCAAAUGCGAGGCCAAGCUCACGCGUCUGAGCGCGCAGCUGACGCAGGCGACGACCGCCCGUGCCGACGCCGUCGCACAACACCGAUCCACGCUCAACGACAAGGCCAUGUACGACCAGCGCCUCACCGAGCACGAGGCGUCGAUCCGAAUGCACCAAGGCAACGUGGCUCGGGAGCACGCGGAGAUCCACCGACUCGGAAAUGUCAUUCGCACCGAGCGCCAGCGGCAGAGCAACGCCGCAUACGACCUCAUUCCGCUGCACGGCUUUUUUGCUGGUCUCAUUUCGGGCGACCUCAGACGCACGAUCCCGUUCUACUCACAGAUCGACGGCCUCAUUUCCGUGGCCGAGAACGAUCUCGGAGCAGCGCAGCGCCGCCUGGAAGGCUCAAAACAGGCUCUGGCGCGCCUCUGCAGCGACUUGGCGUUGACCAGAGCGGCCCAGAGCCAGACGCAAGCCCAAAUCGGGCAGCUCAACGAUCGCCUCGAUGCCCUUCAACGUCAGAUUCAAGGUUUGGAUCGCGAGACGACCUCGACAGGGCAGCAAUUGACGCAGUUGCACGAGGUGCGAAUGGCGGUCUUGAAACUCCGCACCAAGUACGGUCUCACUGCCUCGCGUGUUGCGCUCGUCGCGACGAUCAAGAAGGACUUUAUCAAGGUCGCGUGUCUAGAGGACGUUCAGCGCCUCGUUCAGCAACACUCUAAGGCACUCCACUUGCUCUAA
Messenger RNA from Saprolegnia parasitica CBS 223.65, 825 nucleotides. RefSeq lists its product as hypothetical. The transcript has a single exon. Bases 1 to 825 code for a protein of 274 amino acids. Lineage: Eukaryota; Oomycota; Saprolegniomycetes; Saprolegniales; Saprolegniaceae. The record is from RefSeq and is a predicted model, not a curated record.